Molecule: messenger RNA, 1604 nt
Organism: Tetranychus urticae (two-spotted spider mite)
Lineage: Eukaryota; Metazoa; Arthropoda; Arachnida; Trombidiformes; Tetranychidae
Source: RefSeq, a predicted model, not a curated record
CUGAUUAAAAAAGCUUUACCAGUAACGUUUUGUCAAUUUAACUUUUCAAUUUAGUCAAUCAAUUAACUAAAAAAUAGUGAAAUCCUCUUGUAAUUAUUGUUUAAAUACUAAUCUUUCAUCAAUUGUUACUGAGGUCUAUUUGUCAACAAUUAUGGAUGAACCAUUUAAUGAAACAACUAAUGACUCUACUAAUUUAUCAUCUGAAAACAAUCAACUUGAUGUUAAAUCAUCAAUAACGGAUGGGCCUUACAAGAAUGAGACUCUUGAAAAGUUUAUUACUCUUUGUCGAUCUCGCCUGACUGACACGCCAAAUCGUCGUAAAAAAAGGUAUUCUAGUUUGCGUCGAGCCGUUUCUCGUUACAAUUCAUCCCGUCAUUGGAAUCAAGCUACUUUUGAUAAUCUGAUUAAAAAGUUCAGUUGCUUGAUGGAACUCGAUAUUGAACAUGAACAAGCAAAUGAAAUUUACAGUGAGUUAUUGAAAGAAUUGGCUUCACACACAGGACGCAGUUGUUCUGGAAGAUGUCGUAAGAAGAAAAAGAGCAAAACUGAGACCACAUUGGCGAAACUUGAAAAAUCACUAGCCAUUGCUCAGCGUCGGAUUAACAAAUUGAGAGAUGAACAAUCAGCGAGUACUUGGGAGGCUCGAGGGCAACCUAAUUACAAGCUCAAUGGAAUCGAAAAGAAAGCCGCACGGUUAACCAGAAAGAUAGAUGAUCUUAAUAAAUUAGCCCUCAGAUCGUCAUCUGCUAACAGAAGGUCAAUUAAGAUUGAAAAUGACGAUGGAUCAAAUGGUGGCAACGUCAAUAGUGAUGGUGAUGUGGAUGAAUUGAACUGCCUUCUCAAAUCAGUUCGCUUAAAGGAGUGUGUCAAAAUUAAACCCAAAACAGGUAGUUUUGGAAGUGCCAAAUUUUCUAGUGUGAAAAAUAGUUAUCCGAAAUGUGAAAUGGUCGAGAUUAAAAAGUAUGAUCAAAUAAACCAAUGCUAUGUAUCGUCGAUUGAUCAGACCGGUAUAGAUCCUGAUCAACACAAAUUCAUCGUCCAUAGAAUAGUCAAUCCAGCUUCACCUAGCAAAAAAUGCUCUGCCUCAGAUCUCAAACACCCAUCUAAAAUGCCUUUCUCAAAGACUCCAAAAAAUCGGCUUCGAUCUGAAUACGACAAGCGGAUAAUACAUAAGGAAAUAGUCACUCAAAGAAGGGAAUCUGCCGUUGAUUUAAUCCUUGAUCGAUUCAGGCAUUGCAACCUGAAUUCAGCUCAAGAUUAAGUGUUUCCUACAAGCAAAAUAUAAAUUAAAAUUGGCCUUUUUUCGACAAUCAAAGAAAUAACGAACAAAUCUUUCAAUAAACAAAUGCCUUAAAUUGAUAAUUUUCGUAAAUAUUUCGACCAUCCGUUUUAACGAUUCCUAUUUUUGGAUCAUCUAUCUAUUCAUGUGUUCAAUUUUUUCAUGUGCUGCUGCUGAUCUGACCAGUGUAUUUCCUAUUUCUGUCAAAACCAACUAAUAAACAUCAAAAACUCCAUAAUGUGAAAAUUUUCUCUUCACUUUACUUUCACUCUCAACUGAAAAUGUACCUUGAAAUAAGUUGAUUACAGUUAUUUUUGUAUGUUUA